AUGUUCACUGAAUCUCCGGACCCUAUGAACAGGAAAUCAUUUAAAGCCCCACAUAAUAUGCUAAAGACUUCAAAAGAAAAAGAAACUUAUCUAGAAAAGCUAAAAGAAAAUACAACACUAGAAGAAACAAUGAAGAACACAGAAAAUAUACAAACUCUGAGCAGAGAGCUGGAAAAAACCAUCACAAAUAGUCUAGAACAGGAUAAAGCAUUUAAAACCAGUAACGAAAAGCCUAAAAUUAUUACUGAACAAACACAAGAACUGAUUUCUAAACGUACGGAACUCCUAUCUAAAAGAGAAAAAUCUAAAGAAAUGAGACACGAAUUAAAAGAACUAUACGAUAUAUAA
This is a messenger RNA of Parnassius apollo (apollo), 348 nucleotides long. The record is from the annotation of a GenBank genome assembly. NCBI's taxonomy places the organism in Eukaryota, Metazoa, Arthropoda, Insecta, Lepidoptera, Papilionidae.